Westerdykella ornata is the source of this 996-nucleotide messenger RNA. Its product is annotated as Co-chaperone Hsc20. Gene Ontology annotation, biological process: protein complex oligomerization; [2Fe-2S] cluster assembly. Gene Ontology annotation, cellular component: mitochondrion. The record is from RefSeq and is a predicted model, not a curated record. The coding region runs from base 80 to 805 and encodes 241 amino acids. The transcript has a single exon. NCBI's taxonomy places the organism in Eukaryota, Fungi, Ascomycota, Dothideomycetes, Pleosporales, Sporormiaceae. Gene Ontology annotation, molecular function: ATPase activator activity; protein-folding chaperone binding.
CUUUAUACUACGCAUUCCAUCCUACCUUACAACAUCCCACAUCCCAUUCACGGCGCUCUUACUCGCGCAAUCUCUUAAUAUGCGGCGUGCCACUUCUGCAGCCUUCUCAAGGCUGCGCAUCGCAAGCUUCACCUCUCCGGCACACUUCUCUCCGCGGCAAAGAACCGCAACAUGUAUACUUUGCACGCAUAGGAUAUACCCGCAACCGCCACCGCGACGCAAUCAAUCAACCACAACCUCAACCUCGAAGGAAGACACGAAAGCCCCGCCGCAAACUCAUUACGCAUUCUUCCCGCAAUCCAUACCCUCCGGUGCUCCUCCACAAGGCCCCUUCUCCAUCGACCUCGCAGCACUCAAGAAAGAAUUCCUCCAGCUCCAAGCGCGCGCCCACCCCGACAGUCACCCUCCCGAGAACAAGAACCGAGCGCAUGCAAUGUCCGCCCGAAUAAACGAAGCAUAUAAAACCUUGCAAUCACCGCUCCUGCGCGCACAAUACCUGCUCUCCCUACGAGGCAUAGAGGUCGCGCACGAUGAAACUGCCAAGGUGGAGGACCCGGAGCUGCUGAUGGAAGUGCUCGAGACGAGGGAGCGGAUCGAGGAGGCACAGUCGGAGGAGGAUCUAGUGGGGAUGAAGGAGGAGAAUGAGGCGAGGAUAGAGGAGAGCAUAAAGGCACUUGAGGAGGCGUUUGCGAAGGAUAAUCUGGAGAUGGCGAAGGCAGAGGCUGUCAGGCUGAGAUAUUGGAUGAAUAUCAAGGAGAGCUUGCAUGCAUGGGAGAAGGGGAAGCCGGUUGUGCUUGAGCACUAGAGUAAUUUAUACCCCUUCGCGGAUCGGCGUUUUUGGCAUGUUUGGGGAUAGGCUGGGGUAAUGUACCAUGACAGUCAUCUACACUCCCACCGAACCAUUCAAAUAUAGAUAGUACUUGGGCAAUGGCGCCCUCCUGAGCAGUCAUAAAUCAAGGAAGUGCUGAGAUAUUGCCCGGUAGCCGGAUGCCGUGG